Molecule: messenger RNA, 2564 nt
Organism: Chelmon rostratus (copperband butterflyfish)
Lineage: Eukaryota; Metazoa; Chordata; Actinopteri; Chaetodontiformes; Chaetodontidae
Product: hydroxyacylglutathione hydrolase-like protein
Exons: 9
Coding region: 164-997 (277 amino acids)
Molecular function (GO): hydroxyacylglutathione hydrolase activity
Source: RefSeq, a predicted model, not a curated record
CUGGACGAUGUCGCGAUAACUUCGCAGUCUGGGUACAGAAAUGUUCAACACUGCUGUAUUAAUAGCUUUCAGAGCAUCGCAGACGCACAAGGAUAAAACAGACUGAUCGGGAUUUUUUAAUCUGAGUGUCGCGCCCAGUGCUGCGCAUGCGUUCGAGGGAGCCAUGAAGGUAAAGGUGAUCUCCAUCCUGGAGGAUAACUACAUGUACCUGGUGAUCGAGGAGCAGAGCAAGCAGGCUGUGGCCGUGGACCCUGCUGUGCCACACCGGCUGCUAGAAAUAGUGAAGAGAGAGGGCCUGUCCCUGACGGCUGUUCUCACCACACACCAUCACUGGGACCACGCUCGGGGGAAUGAGGCUCUGCUGAAGGAGGUUCCCGGGCUGAGGGUGUACGGGGCUGAUGAUCGGAUCGGGGGUCUGACGGAUAAAGUCACCGACGGUCAGGAACUCAAGUUCAGCUCCAUCAAUGUGAGGUGCCUGUUUACUCCCUGCCACACCUCUGGUCACAUGUGCUACUUUGUUUGGGAGGAUGAGUGCACUGACGCCCCUGCUGUGUUCACAGGGGAUACGUUGUUUAUUGGCGGAUGCGGGCGGUUUCUGGAGGGCACGGCAGAGCAGAUGUACCACAAUCUCACCCAGGUGCUGGGCUCUCUACCUCAAGACACGAAGGUGUUCUGUGGACAUGAGUACACCAUUAAGAACCUGAAGUUUGCCAUGCUGGUGGAGCCAGAGAAUGAAAAGGUUAAAGAGAUGCUGAGCUGGGCCCGGGCCAGAGAUGAUGAUGACAAACCCACAGUGCCGUCUACCUUAAUGGAGGAGUUUGAAUACAACCCUUUUCUUCGGCUAUCGGAGGAAGGAGUACAAAAGUUCACAGGGAAGACGGACCCUAUAGAGGUGCUGAGGGCCCUGCGGAAGGAGAAGGACAAGUUCAAGAAGCCCAAAGAGAGACUUCCUCCCCAUGCCAUGUUGGCUUUGGAGUGGGGGCUUCUCAGACCCUGAGCUCCGGCUUCGGAGCUCUAACAUACUCAACCAUCAAGGAGGAAUAGUUUCGAAUGGCUGAAUGAAGCAAGACACAAGACUGUAGCGUGUUUGUUCCUGCAUUUAACCAAUUCAUGCCGCUGCUGACCCCCAUGGGCGUGUGUGUUGUUUUCAUAAUUAUGAAACAACGUCUGCACAAAAAGGCCAGUGUAAAGCUGCUCUCAUUUAAUAUCCCUAAAAUUAAUUUAACGGCUGGUCUCCAAGUCUGAUAUGCACAAACGAGCUGCACCAGGUAAUACCCACUAAAAAAACUCCUGAGAUUUUAAUGUGUUUUGUGUAUUUGUUGCUUUAAAAAGCUGGUUUUGGGAGAAAAUACGCUUAAUUUCUUAAUGACUUAUUUGUAUUAGACUCUUUAAUUUCCUCAAUAUACACUUUUGCUCUUCUUAUAUGUUUAUUUUCUGUGUGGUAACCAUGUGACUUUCUGCUUCAGUUGUUCAUGUUAACUCUCAGUCCAGAGCUGGCACAGCGCUGUGGAGACAGGUCUGGUUAUGCAAGACUCUUUCCCUAUUUCAGUUUGAGCAUUGUGAAACCAGUAUAUUUCACAGUUGCGCUCUUGCUUACUUUUGCAGUUGAACGUGACAACUGAUUUACCUUAAAACACAAUUUAAGUAAAUUUGUCUAUAAUUUAUAGCCUUAUACUGAGUAUUUGGGAACAGAGGUCUGAUAUGUUGCACUCAAACUGUACAAGGGUAGAAAAAUCAUGCAACUCUGAUGGUAAACUGCUGCUUUUUAUCUCAAAGUUUACAUCCUCACUCUGCAAGAGCUUGUAACUGUACAUCAGUCAAGAUUAUUCAAUAAAACAUAUCAGUCUGAAUCAGUAAUCUUUAAGCAUAUUCUUCACAUCUUUUAAAAAGAACUUACAAAAUGAAUGGUUACAAUUAAAUAAUGUCUUUAUUUUUCUGUAUAUAUACAUGUAUAUAUAUAUACAUAUACACACAUAAUAAGGUUUAAUAAACAGGAAUGAUUAUAUUUUGCUGUAUAUUAUUUCAGAUCACAUUUUUGAAGUGUAACAGGUGCCACACAAAUUAAUAACUGACUAUUCAUACGUGUGAAAUGACAAUCAGCAGUGUAAGGACAAAUUCUCAGACCACAUACAUAAUUUGGCUUGACUUUCAUCAUUGUGUCUUCUAUCCACGCCUGGGUCUUCUACCUUUCCAGGCACACUAUGUUAAGUGGCUUAAAAGGUUGUUGGCACACAUCACACCUGCUUAUAUUCGACUUUGCUCACAACCCAGAAGUAAGCACAUGUAUCUGGACGGUUCUGUAUUCAGUGUCUGCUGUGCAAAAAUAAAAUUCUGCAAUAACAUCCAGUCUGCUGAUGGUGGAUUCCUGCAGAUGCAUUAUUCACCACUUCAUAGUGAGCCCGUUCGUCAUCUUCUCCACAGUGUGGUACUGUGUGUGCAGCAGCUCUUUGGCUCUCUGCUCCCCUACACUGCGUAGCCAGGACUGGUACAGCUCGGCCACACGAGAAUCAUCCUCAGGCGAUAGGGGGCGCUCUGCCUUGUAGAGCGCCUCGACCUUCUGGAGA